AUGGCUCGUGUCUUAGCAUUCGCCGUGUCCGCGGCCGCCCUCGUCGCGCCGCCGACGCAGCAAACGCGACGACCUGUCACCGCGCGCGCCGUGGUCUCGGAGCCUAUCCCGUCCAGUGUGAGCUCCAAAGACACUUUGGUAGCGGCCGCCGAGGCCUUCGAUUUGCAGGGCUACUUCGCCAAGAAGGUCCAGGCCGUCGAGAAGGCGUUGGACGCGUCCAUCCAGUGCACGACGCCCGAGACCAAAAAAAUUGUGGAGUCCAUGAGAUAUUCAUUACUGGCCGGAGGCAAGCGCGUGCGCCCGGUCAUGACCAUCGCCGCCUGCGAGAUGUUCGGCGGUUCUGAGGCUACUGCGAUGCCGACCGCAGUCGCCAUCGAAAUGAUUCACACGAUGUCGCUUAUUCAUGACGACCUCCCGGCCAUGGAUGAUGAUGAUUUGAGGAGAGGGUCGCCGACGAACCACGUCGUGUUUGGUGAUGACGUCGCGAUUCUCGCCGGUGAUGCUCUCUUGUCAACGUCGUUCGAGCACUGCGCUGAUGGGUCUACGAAGGCCGGCGUCGAGCCCAAGGUGAUCGUCGAGUGCAUCCGCCGGCUGGGCGAGGCGGUGGGUGCGGUCGGCUUGGCCGGUGGCCAGGUCAUGGACCUCGAAUGCGAGGCCAAGCAGGGCGUCACGUUGGAUGAAUUGACUUGGAUUCACACGCACAAAACCGCGAAACUGUUGGAAGUGUCUGUCGCUACUGGUGCUCUGCUCGGUGGCGCGAAUCCUCGGGACGUGAAGCAGUGCGAGACCUUCGCGAACGACAUCGGCAUCGCGUUCCAGGUGGCCGACGACAUCCUCGAUGUUACGGCUACGUCCGAAGCUCUGGGCAAAACGGCAGGGAAAGAUUUGGACGCGGACAAGACGACCUACCCGAAGCUCAUGGGCUUGGACGGCGCGCGGGCCGAGGCGGAACGGUUGUACCAGGAGGCCAUCGAUUCGGUCGUGCCGUACGGCGAGGCGGCGAUUCCCUUGAUCGCGAUCGCGAAGUACAUCGUCGAGCGCAAGUCGUAGAGUUGCUGUUCUCUCUCCCUCUCUCCCCGAUUAAAUGAAUCUCGUAGACGACUCGUAGUGCGGCGCUCUCCGACGCGCGAGGGGUCGCGACGGCUGGCGUUGCGGGGUACCGACGCCUCUGGAGCUGGCAUCUCCCUGGCCGUGACAGGUUCUUACCCCGCGGGGCAUUGACCUUAGCGCUUGGCCGGCGCCCGCGGCCGCCGCGACGCCAACCCCGAAUUUAGUUUCGUGCCCGCUGAUCACGUACCAGACGCCUCUAGCCGUACGGGAAACGUCAGUUACUGCCGUUUCACGGGUGCUCGGGCAGCCCUCGCCUGCAAAUUUGGAGAGUGGUGGUGUGACAAGGACACGCUUGGAUAAGCAAAAACCGUGCCCGCGGCGUCUUUGCAACAUCGUCGGCACUUCGUUGGCCAACGCGCAUCACCAUCAAGAGCUAUCCCAGCAAAUUCGGUGCUGCGGCGGUCUCAUACCUGCCUGAAGUUGCCGCGCGGCACCUGGGCCUUGCAUCAGCGCUUGCGAUUGCUCGCCGGCGGCGCGCUUGGCCAGCGGUGCCGCGCAUCGCUGCGCUAUGGAAUGGCCGGCUCGAAUUUUUCGAGCGGUGCUCACAAAUUGAAAACUCCCAAGACGCGCCCGCCGCCAGCGAACCUCUCGCAGCAAAAAAACACACCGAGACGCCGUCGACGCGCUAAAAACACACCGAAACGCCGCUGAUACGAUCAAAAACACGCCGAGACGCCGCCGACGCGCCGCCGCUCGAAGAUCACCCCGUCCGUCAACGCAGGCACAACAAAAUGUCGAUCCGCGUCGGUAUCAAUGGAUUCGGCAGAAUUGGCCGCCUCGUUAUGCGCGCCGCGCAGACGAACCCGAACAUCAGCAUCGUCGGCGUCAGUGUGGAAAUCAAAUUUUGGGCGCCCCACGCCAUCGACGCGACGUUGUCGAAACCUAACUCACUGGUUGAUAAUUCCACACAGGUGGGCGUCAACGACCCCUUCAUCCCGGUCGACUACAUGCGCUACAUGCUCAAGUACGACACCGUGCACGGCCGCUUCCCGAACACGGUCGAGGUCGCGGGCGACUCGAUCGCCGUCGGCGGCGACAAGGUCAAGGUGUUUGGGGAGCGUGAUCCUUCAAACAUCGACUGGUCCUCCUGCGGCGCCGAUUAUGUGAUUGAGUCGACGGGCGUCUUCACGAAGACCGAGGCGGCCAGCGCCCACUUAAAAGGUGGCGCGAAGAAGGUCAUCAUCUCCGCGCCGUCGCCCGACGCGCCCAUGUUCGUCUGCGGCGUGAAUUUGGAGACCUACGAGCCCUCCAUGGACGUCGUGUCCAACGCGUCGUGCACGACGAACUGCCUCGCGCCGCUCGCCAAGGUCAUCAACGACAACUACGGCAUCAAGGACGGCCUCAUGACGACGGUCCACGCCGUCACGGCCACCCAACAAACCGUCGACGGCCCCUCCCAAAAAGACUGGCGCGGCGGCCGCGGCGCCUGCUACAACAUCAUCCCGUCGUCGACGGGCGCCGCCAAGGCCGUCGGCAAGGUCAUCCCGGCGCUCAACGGCAAGCUCACGGGCAUGUCCUUCCGCGUGCCCACGGCCAACGUGUCGGUGGUCGACCUGACCGUGAACCUCAACAAGGGCGCGUCCUACGACGACAUCAAGAAGACGGUCAAGGCCGCGUCCGAGGGCCCGAUGAAGGGCAUCCUCGGCUACACCGAGGACGACGUCGUGUCGUCGGACUUCAUCGGCCAGACGGAGACGAGCGUCUUCGACGCCAAGGCGGGCAUCGCGCUCUCGGACACGUUCGUCAAGCUCGUGACGUGGUACGACAACGAGGCCGGCUACUCGUCCAAGUGCCUCGACCUCAUCUCGCACAUGGACGCGUCCAAGUAGAUGCUUGUGACCCCUCUGCCCACUCGCGUAACUACAGUGUAAAUCUG
Pelagomonas calceolata is the source of this 2986-nucleotide messenger RNA. NCBI's taxonomy places the organism in Eukaryota, Pelagophyceae, Pelagomonadales, Pelagomonadaceae. The record is from the annotation of a GenBank genome assembly.